AUGGAUCUGUCCGACGAUGAAGACUGUAAUUCAUCACCUAAUUCACAAAUGGAUCUGUCCGACGAUGAAGACUGUACACCAUCACCUAAUUCACAAAUGGAUCUGUCCGACGAUGAAGACUGUAAUUCAUCACCUAAUUCACAAAUGGAUCUGUCCGACGAUGAAGACUGUACACCAUCACCUAAUUCACAAAUGGAUCUGUCCGACGAUGAAGACUGUAAUUCAUCACCUAAUUCACAAAUGGAUCUAUCCGACGGUGAAGACUGUACACCAUCACCUAAUUCUCAAAUGGAACUAUCUGACAAUGGAGACCGUAUGUUUGCACCACAAUGGAUAUUUGACUCAGACUGA
This is a messenger RNA of Melampsora larici-populina 98AG31, 351 nucleotides long. RefSeq lists its product as uncharacterized. The transcript has a single exon. The coding region runs from base 1 to 351 and encodes 116 amino acids. The record is from RefSeq and is a predicted model, not a curated record. Lineage: Eukaryota; Fungi; Basidiomycota; Pucciniomycetes; Pucciniales; Melampsoraceae.